AUUUGUGCCAUAACAGCAACCAACAUGUUCCUGUUCAAAUUACUUGACUAUCGUAUUGGUAGGUGCCUCUGCCUAGUUAGUGUGCCCCGGAGAUAAGAAUUUACUUCCAGCCACUUUGCUUGUAUUGGUAACGUAUUAAGACGUAUUCUGGUGGGCCUUAAUCUACCUUCAAUUGGACCGGACUUACUACAACAGCUACAGAAUCAGCAUGGCUACCAAGGUAUAUGAACUCUCCACGACAAUCUCGGAAACCUCCUACUACAUGAAUGGCGGGCACCAAUUAUCCCCAUCCAGUACUGGUCAUCCGAUUGAUGUUCCCUAUACCUCGUCUCAUCACUUGGCUGAAGUACUAUUUCUAGAUUUCGGUCCAGACCAAACUGUGGCUUACCAGGAUAUUCCACAUAGAUUAGUUGUGUGGUGUGGUAUCGGGCAGCCUCCAACUUCGCUCCGAAGCAGAAUUACAGAUGACAACCUCAUCCUUCCUGGUAUGACGUUCGAAAACAUUCAGACUGGGCUCAGCUUAUAUUACCACUGAGAGUGUUGGCCAGCUUUAUUGCACACAAUGGCACACAAGUUUUAGCUCCCAUCCAAUAGUAGAGGUGUUCUGUAACCAUCGUCGCCAAUUAGCACACUGUAUGUCUUCCAUCGUUGUAUCACUCGCCCCGAGCUUCUCGCUGCAGUUCGACAAUCUUAAUUCAAA
This is a messenger RNA of Sphaeroforma arctica JP610, 700 nucleotides long. RefSeq lists its product as hypothetical. The transcript has a single exon. Bases 209 to 535 code for a protein of 108 amino acids. NCBI's taxonomy places the organism in Eukaryota, Ichthyosporea, Ichthyophonida. The record is from RefSeq and is a predicted model, not a curated record.